This is a messenger RNA of Daldinia caldariorum, 1285 nucleotides long. RefSeq names its product ribosomal L27 protein-domain-containing protein. The record is from RefSeq and is a predicted model, not a curated record. Bases 198 to 1133 code for a protein of 311 amino acids. Gene Ontology annotation, biological process: translation. Gene Ontology annotation, molecular function: structural constituent of ribosome. Gene Ontology annotation, cellular component: mitochondrial large ribosomal subunit; ribosome. The transcript is spliced from 2 exons. NCBI's taxonomy places the organism in Eukaryota, Fungi, Ascomycota, Sordariomycetes, Xylariales, Hypoxylaceae.
CGGUCCGGCUUAAGAGGUAGGUAUCAGGUACCUAACCUCCUCAGCUCUUAUCGGCAGCUGACUAAGUCCAAAUCUUAUGGGUACGGGAAACGUGGGACCCGAGAUUUUGUGGACCCGAGCUUUUUGCAUCUCCAAAUCUUCGCCGAGAAGAAGCGACAACGGGUCUAAACGACAGUCCAACGACAGUCCGGCAAGUCAUGAGGAUCGCUCAAUUGCAGCGGCCCAUAGUGGCGGCUGCUUCUGGAAUAUCGAGAACGGCACCUGGUAGUACCACUGCGAUACGACAGCUACGAGACGUGUUCGGACAGCUGAGGAUAGCGGCCAACAAUGCGGCCGUAGAAGGUCGAAGAAAUGCCACGGUCAAGGCCCAGGGAGCGUACAAGUUACGAGACUCGAGCACGAUUCCGAAGAAGUUGGGCGCGAAGAAGAGCGGUGACUCUUACGUGAUUCCUGGAAACAUCAUAUACAAGCAGCGCGGCACAAAGUGGUGGCCAGGCGAGAACUGCGGCAUGGGCCGAGACCACACCAUAUACGCCCUGGCUACGGGCUACGUCAAGUACUACCGAGAUCCCUCGCGGCACCCGGACCGGCAGUACAUCGGGGUCGUGUUCAACAAAGAGGACAAGCUCCCGUACCCAACGCACGUGAUGCGAAGGCGCAAGCUCAACAUGAUCGCGACCCCGAUCCCUCCGCCGCAGCCCGAGCCCGCCAUCUCCUCCUCCGGCAUCCCGACGCAGGUAGUGCGCCAGGGCUACGGCCGGAAGCCCCACCCCCGCGACGAGCGCGUCCUCAAGCUGAGGGACGACGGCAGCUACGCCUACGCCGAGGAGAGCUGGCGCCUCGGCAAGCUGAUCCGCACCGAGAAGCGCAAGCUCGGCAGUAGGAGGGUCGCCAUGAAGCACCGCCGCAGACGGGCGAAGGCUAUCGCGCUCGAGAUGCGCGCCGAGCGGGAAGACAAGAUUGCUCGCCGCAAGGAGGCGCUCGACGCGCAGCGCGCCGCGAAGGCGAAGCGUAUGCGCGAGUACAGGGCUCGUAGGGCCGCGGAGGCCCAGCAGAAGGCGGGUGGGUCGGGAGGCGACGUGCCACCUCCCGCAGCGGGAGGGAAGACUGAUCCUCCUAGGGUAGAGGCGUAGAGAAGAGACAUGAAAGCAUAAGAAUUAAUUUGAGAGACCCUCUAGCGUUUUUACGUGAAAGAACCAAGGUCCUUGGACAUUCCUCCUCCAAACUUGCUCAUAGAAUUAGGCACUCACAGAAGAGGUGGAUUAUUACGACUAUGGCCUUAGUU